This is a messenger RNA of Phalaenopsis equestris, 2846 nucleotides long. RefSeq names its product probable acyl-CoA dehydrogenase IBR3. The coding region runs from base 83 to 2611 and encodes 842 amino acids. Gene Ontology annotation, molecular function: flavin adenine dinucleotide binding; oxidoreductase activity, acting on the CH-CH group of donors. The record is from RefSeq and is a predicted model, not a curated record. NCBI's taxonomy places the organism in Eukaryota, Viridiplantae, Streptophyta, Magnoliopsida, Asparagales, Orchidaceae. The transcript has 16 exons.
AAUAGUUCUUUCAGAAUUGGUGUUAGCAGUAUUCCGUGCAAAAGAUUUUUCCUUUCUUUCCCUCGCAAGCUUUUCUUCCGCCAUGGCAACGAUGACUUCGAAGCUCCACAGCCGGGUAGCUUCGUCUCACCGUUUCGACGAGGCGGCGCUUCUCCGUUAUGCCACGGCCAAUGUGGAGGGCUUUCCCAGCGCUCCCAACCGCCUUGUCGUCUCACAGUUUGGCCAUGGCCAGUCCAACCCCACCUUCCUCCUCGAAGUUACCCGGGCCACCGGAGAUUUCACCGGAGCGCCGCCCUCCAAGCGCUAUGUUCUCAGGAAGAAGCCUCACGGCGCGCUUCUCGAGUCCGCCCACGCGGUAGAGAGGGAAUUCCAGGUCCUCAAAGCUUUGGGUGAUCAUACAGAUGUUCCAGUUCCAAAAGUUUUCUGUUUGUGCAAUGAUCCUAGCAUAAUUGGGACGCCGUUUUAUAUUAUGGAGUACCUAGAAGGUCGGAUAUUUUUGGACAGUAAGCUACCAGGAGUGGCACCAGAAACUCGAACGGCUAUAUAUAAAGCUUCUGCCAAAGCUUUGGCUUCAUUGCAUAGCGUUAAUGUGGAUGCAAUUGGUCUUGGGAGAUUUGGUAGGAGGGAAAAUUAUUGCAGGAGACAGGUAGAAAGGUGGGAAAGGCAAUAUCUCUCUUCCACUGGCGAAGGAAAACCUUAUCAGAAUCCUAACAUGCUAGAAUUGGCAAGUUGGCUAAAGAAUCAUGUACCAUUCGAAGAUUCAUUUGAAGAUUCAUCUAGAACAGCUGCCACCGGUUUGGUUCAUGGGGACUUUCGUAUUGACAAUCUAGUCUUUCAUCCUACAGAGGGUCGUGUAAUUGGAAUCCUUGAUUGGGAACUAUCAACAUUAGGGAACCAAAUGUGUGACGUUGCAUAUAGUAGUUUGCCUUUUGUAGUUGAUAUAAAGCUAUCUGAAGUGGGUCCAUAUGAAGGGUUUGAAGUUGCCGGGAGACCUGAAGGCAUCCCAUCUCUCCCGGAGUAUCUUGCUGAGUACUGCUUUGCAUCUGGAAAACCUUGGCCAGUUUCUGAGUGGAAGUUUUAUAUUGCAUUUUCGUUGUUUCGUGGAGCCUCUAUAUAUGCUGGAGUAUAUCACAGAUGGACACUGGGUAAUGCUUCGGGUGGCGAGCGUGCUCAACUUACUGGAAAGCUGGCUAAUAUUUUGAUUGAUACUGCCUGGAAGGUCAUCAAUACACAAUCUUUGCUUCCCGACAAACCUCCAUUUGGUCAUGAAAUAUCAAGAGGUCCACGUGAACAUCAGGACAUAGAGUCUGCAAAGCUGCACCCAACAGAGCAACAAGGCAGAUUUGUUCCAAGUCAGAAGGUUUUAGAUCUGAAAAGAAAAUUAGUAAAAUUCAUGGAAAAACAUAUAUAUCCAAUGGAAAAAGAGUUUUAUGAACUGGCACAAUCAAGUUCACGUUGGACAAUACAUCCUGAAGAAUCGAGGCUCAAGCAACUGGCAAAGCAAGAGGGCUUAUGGAAUUUGUUUAUACCUUUAGAUAGUGCUGCUAGAGCAAGGAAGCUACUUUUUUCUGGAAGAGAUUCUGGUGCUUUUGGGGUCGACAACAACUUGCUCGGUGCAGGCCUUUCCAAUCUUGAGUAUGGAUAUUUGUGUGAAAUUAUGGGGCAUUCUGUCUGGGCGCCUCAACUUUUUAAUUGUGGUGCUCCUGACACUGGGAACAUGGAGGUACUCUUGAGGUAUGGAAGUAAGGAGCAACAAAAAAAAUGGCUUAUUCCUCUACUAGAAGGUGAAAUACGAUCUGGAUUUGCUAUGACUGAGCCAAAAGUUGCAUCCUCAGAUGCAACCAACAUUGAAUGUUCUAUAGAUAGACGUGGAGACUCAUACAUCAUAAAUGGAAGGAAAUGGUGGACAAGCGGAGCAAUGGACCCUCGAUGCAAACUUUUGAUAGUGAUGGGGAAAACAAACUUUUCUGCUGCCAAGCAUGAGCAGCAAUCAAUGAUUUUGGUAGACAUAAACACCCCUGGAGUUCGUGUAGAGAGACCAUUGAUGGUAUUUGGUUUUGAUGAUGCUCCUCAUGGGCAUGCAGAAGUAUCUUUUGAAAAUGUAAAGGUGCCAGUGGAGAAUAUCCUACUCGGAGAAGGUCGGGGAUUUGAGAUUGCUCAGGGCAGACUUGGACCUGGUAGGUUACAUCACUGCAUGAGACUAAUAGGAGCUGCAGAACGAGGCAUGCAGCUGAUGGUAGAAAGAGCUCUUAAAAGGACAGCCUUUGGUAAAAAAAUUGCCGAGCAUGGCUCUUUUUUGUCAGAUCUUGCUAAGUGCAGGAUAGACCUCGAGCAGACACGACUACUUGUUCUUGAGGCUGCCGAUCAACUCGAUCGACAUGGGAACAAGAAAGCUAGGGGAAUCUUAGCCAUGGCUAAGGUUUCAGCUCCAAAUAUGGCUCUCAGAGUCCUUGACAUGGCCAUGCAAGUUCAUGGUGGUGCAGGAUUGUCCUCUGACACUGUUCUCUCCCAUUUGUGGGCUACUGCAAGAACCCUAAGGAUUGCUGAUGGACCUGAUGAAGUUCAUCUGGGAACAAUAGCCAAGCUGGAGAUUCAAAGAGCUAAGUUAUAGAAAUAUCUCCUUUCAACAAAGUUUAUUUAUUGGAGGUAUUCCUGUUGACAUGGAAAUUAAUAACAUCUCUGUAUUUUUCUCCUUUUGGGGGACAUUUCAGUGAAUUUAAUUGCAUCGUUGGUGCACACACACCCUUUAAGCAGGAUUUUGAAUCUAAGACCUCUAAGCCAACUGACAGGCUAUGUUUUGUGCCAAUAAAAAUAUAUUAUCGCACCUUUUGUGUGCACUUUUGUCC